AUGCUGACCCGAGACCCCAGAACAUGGACAAGACAGACCGAUCUGGAGGAACUGAAGGAAACGGAUCCUGGCCUCGCCAUUGCAGCAAGCGUCCCAGUACGCCGAUUAGGCCAUCCCACAGAGGUUGCCAACAUCGCUGUUAUGAUGGCAAAAACUGGAUAUCUCACUGGACAAGAUAUCAUCUUGUCUGGUGGUUUGAAGUAG
Fusarium musae is the source of this 204-nucleotide messenger RNA. RefSeq lists its product as uncharacterized. Lineage: Eukaryota; Fungi; Ascomycota; Sordariomycetes; Hypocreales; Nectriaceae. The transcript is spliced from 2 exons. Bases 1 to 204 code for a protein of 67 amino acids. The record is from RefSeq and is a predicted model, not a curated record.